AUGGCUUCUCUAGAUAUCAAAAUUGUGAGCAGAGAAACUGAAUUGGUGUCCGAGUGCGCUUAUGGUAAAGGCGUACGAAAGCGGAAUUGGUCAGCGCUGAUCGGCUGGAAAUGGUGUCCAAUACGAAUGCUAAUCAAAUGCGUAGAUCUCGCCACAUCGACUACGGCGCUUUGUAGUCUUUGGAGUCCGGGAACUGUAUUCGUUCUUAAGCAAAUAAAAACAGAUAUGAGGUGGCUUGAAAUAACUGGAGCUAAUUCCAAUACUGCUAGGAAUCUCGUUUCUGUUCCAACGAGCUACCGUGUGUUUCGCAAGUUGCCGCUAGGUCUUACGGCUUGUCGCACCUCUCUUAGGGAAGCGCGACGCUACAAUGCCGCUGACGUGCCGGAUCUCCUCGCUGACGCCUUUUUGAUGGCUGUUGAGAGAGUGACGGCGCUUUACCGAUUCGAUACGUACCAUUUGUACCUCCAACGCUUCCCUUGGGAUUACAUUUUGGUUCGUCCACUUCCCAUCACAAGUGUGAAUCGUUUCACUCAAAUGUGA
This is a messenger RNA of Angiostrongylus costaricensis, 540 nucleotides long. The record is from the annotation of a GenBank genome assembly. NCBI's taxonomy places the organism in Eukaryota, Metazoa, Nematoda, Chromadorea, Rhabditida, Metastrongylidae.